GAGCCUCAGGCCGGAGCAGAGGUGGCACACGUGCGCCUCUGCUUUCUUUCCACCACCUGCUCUGGACUGGAAUCAGAGGGUCUCUUCCUGGACACCAGGGUGCCGCCAACGCGCUGAUGCUCUGAGUGCUGGCUCGCAGGGCUUCCCGGUAAUCAUGCCGCCGCCGCCGCCGCCCGCUGCUGCCUUGGCACUGCCCCUGCUACUGCUACUGCUGGUGGUGCGGACACCGCCCCCGACCAGCGCAAGGCCGUCCCCAGGCCCGGAUUACCUGCGGCGCGGCUGGCUCCGGCUGCUAGCGGAGGGCGAGGGCUGCGCUCCCUGCCGCCCGGAAGAGUGCGCCGCGCCGCGGGGCUGCCUGGCUGGCCGGGUGCGCGACGCGUGCGGCUGCUGCUGGGAAUGCGCCAACCUGGAGGGCCAGCUCUGCGACCUGGACCCCAGUGCCCAUUUCUACGGGCGCUGUGGGGAGCAGCUGGAGUGCCGGCUGGACGCAGGCGGCGACCUGAGCCGCGGAGAGGUGCCAGAGCCGCUGUGCGCCUGCAGCUCGCAGCGGCCGCUCUGCGGGUCCGACGGCCGCACCUACGCCCAGAUCUGCCGCCUGCAGGAGGCGGCCCGCGCUCAGCCCGACGCCAAUCUCACCGUAGCGCACCCAGGGCCCUGCGAAUCGGAGCCCCAGAUCGUGUCACAGCCACACGACAUCUGGAAUGUCACCGGGCAGGACGUGAUCUUUGGCUGUGAGGUGUUCGCCUACCCCAUGGCCUCCAUCGAGUGGAGGAAGGACGGCUUGGACAUCCCGCUGCCCGGGGAUGACCCCCACAUCUCUGUGCAGUUUAGGGGUGGCCCCCAGAGGUUCGAGGUGACUGGCUGGCUGCAGAUCCAGGAUGUGCGCCCCAGUGAUGAGGGUGUCUACCGGUGUCUCGCCCGAAAUUCACUGGGCCAAACGGAGGCCCCUGCUACCCUGACGGUGCUCACACCAGACCAGCUGAACUCCACAGGCGUCCCCCGGCUGCCGUCACUGAGCCUAGUUCCAGAGGAGGAGGCUGAGAGCGAAGAGGGCGAGGACUACUACUAGGUCCGGAACCCAGGGUGUGGAGGCUGGCUCAGUUCUGGAAAAGCCCCUGAAAGCGGGAGCAGGGUCCCCUCAUGGAUUGCUCCAAGGCUCUUAGGACGAGCAAUCAUGGGGGCGAUGGUAAGGGAGAGACAAGUCGCAGGAGGGUAGGGAGAGAGGUCCUGGUUCCUUCUGUUACUUUCCUUUGCUUAGCCUCAGUUUGCCUUAGCUCAAAUUUCACCUUCCACAGGUUUCCCUCUCUCCCUUACUAACUGCAAGUACUUUGCUGCUGGCCAUCUGUCGUGCGAGAGAGCACAGGGGCGCGUGGCUUAGGUUAGCACCAAGCCAGCUCCACAUCUUACACCACUCUGUACUGGACACAGCCUGGCACAGGGCUGGGCACAGGAAGCACCAAUAAAGAUUUAUAAACACACAGAGCCACACGUCUGCACGGACUGUUCACACAGAUGUGCACGUGAAGACCGCACAUC
This is a messenger RNA of Lepus europaeus (European hare), 1536 nucleotides long. RefSeq names its product Kazal type serine peptidase inhibitor domain 1 (gene KAZALD1). The record is from RefSeq and is a predicted model, not a curated record. Bases 155 to 1069 code for a protein of 304 amino acids. NCBI's taxonomy places the organism in Eukaryota, Metazoa, Chordata, Mammalia, Lagomorpha, Leporidae. Gene Ontology annotation, molecular function: insulin-like growth factor binding. Gene Ontology annotation, biological process: regulation of cell growth; regulation of signal transduction. Gene Ontology annotation, cellular component: extracellular region. The transcript is spliced from 5 exons.